Messenger RNA from Caenorhabditis sp. 36 PRJEB53466, 771 nucleotides. Lineage: Eukaryota; Metazoa; Nematoda; Chromadorea; Rhabditida; Rhabditidae. The record is from the annotation of a GenBank genome assembly.
AUGCGAAUCUCAGUUCUCAUCGUCCUCGUUUACCUUCAUGGAAACUGUAAGUUGUACAAGAAAUUACUGCACAAAGUUAUCGAUUCUUCGUGCGGCUCUCGGAUAAUUCUGUCUGAAAUUCGAUUCUGACCCUGAGAUUCGACAUUUUUGUGUUUUUAUGGACGGCCUCCGGAACGAAAUUAAAAAUCUUGAAUUUUUGCAAGUCUGGCAACCGGAGGAAUAGAAAACUCCUCCUGUCGUGUUCUUUUUUGAAAUUCAUUCAGAAUUUGGGACUUUGUAAGGCAUGACACUUUUAAAUGAAAACUUCAGAUCGCUCCAGCAAGUACGACCGGGACGAGCCGAUGCCCGAAGACUUUCCUAGAGAAGGUAGGCAUUAGUAUUAGCACAAAAUCUGAAAAGUGUGUUGCCAGUGUACGGAAAGGCGCUGCUAGCCGGUUGGAUCGCGAACAUGACCCUCUUGCCGUCGAUCCUCAAUAUCUUGUACCUGGAACGAGGACUUGUCGAUGACACAAUCAGCCCGCAGAACGUCACGAAUCAGAUGGUCGGCCACAACGUCGACUACGAAAUCAUCAAAAGUUACGGCUCGAAUCUAAUGUUGACCGGAUCCUGGGAGUAUCGGAACUUUCUGGCGCUGUUUGAGAAGCGGAGGCCGUGGUCCGGCAACGAGGAAGAGCGGAGAGCAUUCGAUCGAAGACGAUCGACCACUUCAGGAAGUGCAUCCUCACUGAUCUCUCCGGUUUUCAAACUUUACAAGCGUUUUCAACUCUAUAA